AUGGGACACAACGAAGGUUGAAUAUCUGAUCACAAACAGAAUCAACUUUUUCAUGUACCAGAGUAUUCAUAAAUAAACAAAAACUAAAAACACAUUACUAUCUCUAUAUAAGAAACCCGAAGAGACCAACAUUUUGUGUUUACUAUAGAAGGUGUUAGCUUUACAGAGUGAUUUUUUGUGUAAAUUAACUUUUUGUUUACUGUAAAGCGACUUGCUUAUACAGAUUGUUCACUAUAGAAAAACCACUGUAUUUCACUGAACACGUUAUUGAACAUCGUCCCUCGGGAAUCGGUCACCUCUGGAUAGGUCUCGUCCAGGAAUAGGUUAACAUAAAAAGUGGCUUACCUUACAGAACAGAUCACCUCUAACGUACAUCCAAAACUAAAGUCAUUUUAGCCCUACCCAACUUACCUCCGCUUUUUUGGGUCAGGGAGAGGUAGGAGUAGGGGUAGAGAUAGGAGUAAGAGCAGGGAAAGAGGUUGGGGUAUAGGUCAAAAUCAGGGCAACGGCGGAAGAAAAUAGAAGAGUAGAAGUUAGGUUAGGAGUAAGGACAGAAGCAGAGGGGGGGGAAGUAGACCUAGCUCCCAAGCCAGACUUAACAUAACUUCAGCGGCAUGGUUUUUGGCCAAUGGGCCGGUCAGAGAUUUUGGUCCGAUAGAACGCGGUCUUGGUAAGGGCAAGGGCAGAGGCAAGGGCAGAGGCAGAGGCAGAGGCAGAGGCAGAGGCAAAGGCAGAGGCAAGGGCAAGAGCAAGGGCAGGAGCAAAGUCAAGGGCAGGGGCAUGGGCAUGGGCAUGGGCAUGGGCAUGGGCAUGGGCAUGGGCAUGGGCAAGGGCAAGGGCAGAGGCAAGGGCAGAGGCAGAGGCAAAGGCAGAGGCAAGGGCAGGAGCAAAGUCAGGGGCAGGGGCAUGGGCAUGGGCAUGGGCAUGGGCAUGGGCAUGGGCAUGGGCAUGGGCAUGGGCAUGGGCAUGGGCAUGGGCAUGGGCAUGGGCAUGGGCAUGGGCAUGGGCAUGGGCAUGGGCAUGGGCAUGGGCAUGGGCAUGGGCAAGGGCAAGGGCAGAGGCAAGGGCAGAGGCAGAGGCAAAGGCAGAGGCAAGGGCAGGAGCAAAGUCAGGGGCAGGGGCAUGGGCAUGGGCAUGGGCAUGGGCAUGGGCAUGGGCAUGGGCAUGGGCAUGGGCAUGGGCAUGGGCAUGGGCAUGGGCAUGGGCAUGGGCAAGGGCAAGGGCAGAGGCAAGGGCAGAGGCAGAGGCAAAGGCAGAGGCAAGGGCAGGAGCAAAGUCAGGGGCAGGGGCAUGGGCAUGGGCAUGGGCAUGGGCAUGGGCAUGGGCAUGGGCAUGGGCAUGGGCAUGGGCAUGGGCAUGGGCAUGGGCAUGGGCAUGGGCAUGGGCAUGGGCAUGGGCAUGGGCAUGGGCAUGGGCAUGGGCAUGGGCAUGGGCAUGGGCAUGGGCAUGGGCAUGGGCAUGGGCAUGGGCAUGGGCAUGGGCAUGGGCAUGGGCAUGGGCAUGGGCAUGGGCAUGGGCAUGGGCAUGGGCAUGGGCAUGGGAAUGGGCAUGGGCAUGGGCAUGGGCAUGGGCAUGGGCAUGGGCAUGGGCAUGGGCAUGGGCAUGGGAAUGGGCAUGGGCAUGGGCAUGGGCAUGGGCAUGGGCAUGGGCAUGGGCAUGGGCAUGGGCAUGGGCAUGGGCAUGGGCAUGGGCAUGGGCAUGGGCAGGGGCAGAGGCAGGAGCAGGGGUAAAAGAAGCGGGUUUGCCUUCUUUUGGGCUAAAAAAGGCGGGUUAGGCUUGUGUUGGGCUAAAAAUGGCGUGUUAGGCUUAUGUUGGGCUAGAAAAGGCAGGUUAGGCUUGUUUUGGGCUAAAAAAGGCAGGGUAAUAUUUUUUCAACAAACUAUAAACAUAAUUUAAUAAGACAAAAAUAUUUUAUAAUUUUUUCCAAGAAUAUUCAAUACGGUGCAAUGGUCAUAAUCAAUCAAUUUUAAAAAUUUAUAAAUUUUUCUAUACACACAACCCCGCAAAAUAUCCUGCCACGAAAACAAAUAAGCGCUAAUUUAUUUGGCAUUCUGUUUCUCUGCCGUUUCAAUUUCCAAACGGACCGAACGUGCAGGUAAAAUACCUCUAUUUUGUUCAUUUUUCAACUAAACAGCAAUAUUUUUUGGCAUUGUAUAAUAGAAAUAAGAUUUAUCUAGUGUUGUAAGAUGUUUGUUUUGUCAAAAUUUGGAUAUACGGCCAAAAUUUUGCCUAUUCACUUCAGCGCUGACUUUUUGGAAACAUUGGUCAAGAGAAUCGAUCAGGAUUUUGCUAAUUUUGUAAGGACUUUCUUAAUUUAUGAUAAUUUGGAUAGAAGAGAGCCUUAUUUAAAUUGUCUUAUCAAGAUUUUCACUGUAUGCUUUUGGAAGUAUUUGCGGUUUUAAAAGUCCUUGUUUUCAGGUGAUAAUCGACGUUGGACUAUGUAUAAGUUUCUACGAUUUUGUCAAGAUUGGAGCGUCGUAUUUGAUGGCAGGUGAUGCAGCUAGUUAUACUCCAAUUGAAUUUCGAUAUUUGGUGUUUCAACCGUUCAGAGGGGAGGUUCUACAAGCCACGAUACUAAAUAGUACGAGGGAAGGACUCAAGUUGACAAUGAGCUUCUUUAGUGACAUUUUCAUUGCGCCUAACAAUUUACAGGAGAAUUCUAGAUUGUAAGUGAUGCUUUUUGUUAGUUUUUCUUAUUUUAGGUAAUGGUUUUGACUAAAAAUGGCAUAUCGGUAAUCGAUAUUGUUUUAGUGACGAAACAGAGAAUGUAUGGAUAUGGGAGUACGUGUCAGAGGAAGGUGAUGCCGUAAAGUUUUAUAUGGAAGUAGGAAAAACCGUCAAGUAGGUUAUUUUCUAGCCCUUUUUAAAUUUUAUACCAAAUUAUAGCUACCACAAUAUUUUUAGCCAUUUUAAUUUGAUUUUCUUGUAGAUUCCGUGUAACAGACAUAAAAUAUCGCACAGUACAGCCGGGCGAAGCCGCGGCCGAAGUUAAAGUGAUGGAGAUAUUGGGCUCCAUGGCGGAGAACGGCUUAGGAUGCGUGGAUUGGUGGACGACACCAGAAGAGCCAGAAGAAACAGUUGAGGAUGUUAAGGUCAAAAUGGAGCCAUAA
This is a messenger RNA of Bursaphelenchus okinawaensis, 3110 nucleotides long. NCBI's taxonomy places the organism in Eukaryota, Metazoa, Nematoda, Chromadorea, Rhabditida, Aphelenchoididae. The record is from the annotation of a GenBank genome assembly.